This is a messenger RNA of Achroia grisella, 4380 nucleotides long. It is a transcript of the gene Cap-G, whose product is annotated as condensin complex subunit 3. Gene Ontology annotation, cellular component: cytoplasm; condensed chromosome; condensin complex. Gene Ontology annotation, biological process: mitotic chromosome condensation. Bases 94 to 3855 code for a protein of 1253 amino acids. The transcript has 28 exons. The record is from RefSeq and is a predicted model, not a curated record. NCBI's taxonomy places the organism in Eukaryota, Metazoa, Arthropoda, Insecta, Lepidoptera, Pyralidae.
GCUUAAGAAGUAUAAAUAUAAAUUGUAUAGUUUUAUUUGUUUAUUUACAUUGUAAAAGAAUUACAACGUCUAAAUAUAAAAUUAUAAAUAAAUAUGUCACCGAAAGACGCAGAAAUUCCGCAAGCUCCUGCUCAGAAACCCAAUCCACGGAACAAUGCUACAAUGUUCAAAAUAUUUCAAAACGUCCAAUACAAUAUCGUUCAACAUAAGAAAUAUGUAAAAGAGAUUAUUAAAUUAUACAAGAAGUUAGAUCAAGAUACUUUUCGUGAAAGUUUUAAGAAUGCUCUACACUACUUGUUCACAUUUGGAGACACCAGUGCCAAUAUAGAUCGUGUUAUACAAUUUGUGGCCACAUUCUGCACUUCCCUUGAUGAUGAAGAGGAAUUCUUGUUAUUCAUAUUUGAUAUUAUAUUUGAUUGCCAAUGUGUGUCUGGACAAUCAGUGAGGUAUCGAGCCAGCCAGCUGCUGGCAGCUGUGUUGUCUGCUCUUGGAGAAGAUGCCUCUCUUGAUGAUGACCUCUGUGAUAAACUACUCGCUUCACAGAUGCAACGCCUUCAAGAUACUCGAGGUGCAGUGCGAUGCCGUGCUGCACUAGCAUUGCAGCGGCUGCAGAACCCAAUGGAGCAGGAUGACGAGGUGACCCGUGCCUACCGUUUCCACAUGAGUUGUGAUCCAAGCUCUUCUGUUAGAAGAGCAGUGGUAAUGUCCAUUGCAAAAUGCACUCGCAAUGUUCCAUACGUAUUGGAGCGACUGUGCGACGUUGACGAGGCUGUGAGGCGAGCCGCAUUCUUAUACAUAGCUGGAGUUAAUGUCACACAACUAAGAGUGAGACAACGAGUAUUGACUCUAAAGGUAGGACUCACGGAGCGUAGUCAACGCGUGCGUCGUGUCGUAGAAGAAAUCGUAAUUCCUGGCUGGUUAGCCACAUUUAAAGGCAAUAUUGUAGAUCUGUUGAAAGCCAUACGUUUAGAUAACGCCCAUGACGCUAAAGACUCGCAGUAUGUCGCUGGGAAGCUUUUAGAAUCGUUAUUUAAGCGACUACCAAUUUCGGAACUCCUAGAAUGGUUGCCAAUUGAUAAAAAUCUGAGACUGAUACCUGCUGAAAGGCUGAAUAAGGAAACGGCGUGGUACUGGCGUCAUCUCUCUGAGCAUCUGCAAAAGAUUGAUGACGAUGAGACCUUAGAAAUUAUAUUACCUGAUUUGAUAGUACUAACAGGUUAUAUAAGAGUUAUCGUGGAGUCUCCGUGCGAAACGGAGAGCUCAUCUCCAAUGAUGGACACACGACAGUAUGUGUUGCACGAGUUGGGCUGCCUGUUGCGAGUGUACGACGCAGGUGACCCUACCGGUCGCGCCGCCUUGCAGACACUCGUCACUGAUUUACUCACAGGUGACUAUGGACCUUUGAAUUCGGAUGUGAUACGCGCCUUCGUGUCUGCAUUGGAGCUAGUAGUGCCCGAUAUAUCUCAACGUGUGGAAGUCAUCAACGGUGUUAUAUCAGCAUUACGUGAUCCCCCCGAAGUUGAACAGUCGCCGCCGCCGCCGCCCGUCGACUGCGCGGAGGUCAAACUACAGAGAGCCAGGCUUCGUGUAUCGCUAAAUGUAGCCAUAGAGGCGCAGGAAGAGGCUGUCAGGGAACAAAAUUACGCCCUCGCUGCAGAGUGCAAAGCUAAAGUGGAAGACAUACAAAAGAAACUAGAAGAGUUGACUGUACAGGCCACGCCACCUCCACCAGCUACUAUUACUACAAUAAGAGAGAAGAUUUCAGAUACAGAUACUCUUAACAAAUGCCUGACAAUACUUAAUUGCUCACUUGAUACGCCGCAACUGAAAACAGUGACACCAAUGCUGCAAAUGAUGUUCAACGAGUUAGAGGUGGAAAUUUUUCAAAAUCCUGAAGUUUUGGUGAAUGCUCUGGAAACAGUAGCACUGUUUGGAAUGCUUGAUAUGGAGUUCGCAAAAGAACAUAAAGCUUUCUUUUUUGCUAAUCUAAUAGACACAUCGAAUGAACCCGUGGUAUCUCAAGUACUGCGUUGUAUCUCGGACCUGCUGUGUGUACACGGCGCGCGACUGUUCGACGACGAUACGCUGCCCGCCCAUACGUCCCACACCUCGCAUACCACCCGUCCCAGCUGUGGACUCUCCGAUGCCGGAGAACCUGAUGGUGACAUAUCAGAGUCGGCUAUAUCCUUGACUCCUUCCCACAGCACGGUCAUUGAAUUGCUACUUAAAAUAAUGGAUAGCACAUGUGCGAACUACCGGUUAAUCAUCGUGGAAGGUCUCUGUCGGCUCCUGCAUUUAGGACAUCUCGAGUCUCCAUCUAUACUCAGCAGAUUGCUGUUACUGUGGUUUAAUCCUGCUACAGUGGAAGAAGACAUGUUGAGACAAACUAUAGGCGUUUUCUUCCAAACAUUCCCUGCUACAGUUGACGGGGCUCAAGAACAAAUUCAGAAAGCUACAUUGCCCACACUGAGAACGCUAGCCAACGCGCCAUCAAGUUCACCUCUAGCUGAAAUAGAUCAAGAAGCAGUAGUACGCUUCCUUGUAUCACUCACUCGUGUAAACCAUGAGUUAAUGGACAGUCAGGGCGCCAUGGCAAUGGUGCUAUGCAACUACGUGGUGCGGAGGCCCACUUGCCCAGCGGCGGGAUUGGCUUGCCGCAUGCUGGCAUUAUUGGCCGCGCCGCGUGACGCUCUACUUGCUCACGAGCUUGCUGCACGCCUACGGGACCUUUGCCUCAAACUUCCGGAUAAGCAGUCGUGCCGUAACCUUACACGGUAUUUAGGUUCACUAGAAGCUAUGGAACGGACCAGUCUCAACAAAAUUUCCAAUACAGGUAUUACUGAGGGAAUAAUACAAGAUGAAGAUACUUUACCGCCGCUCGGACGAGCUACAUCUUCUUUACCGCAACCUCUAGCACGCAGCACGCAUGUCGUUAUAAAUGAAACGGUCGAGGAAGAAGUCGAAAUCGAUGAAACAUCCCCUACAGAGAUUAUAUCCAGGAUCUCCGGAGAUAAAGGUAUCUACACGUUUUAUAUAAAUCAAGAACUACAACCAAGUACCACUAUAAGCAGAACUACCAGCACUUCACCGGGUUCAGGCGAAGUCAUUGAGGAGGCGGCAGUUGUCGGCCCCAAAGUAAUAGCCGCCUCUGACGAAUCAGACUCGAGUGGUGUUUCACCAGUCAAGAGAUCAAAAAUCAAAGGAAAUAAAAAGAAACUUUCUUUAAACAAACAAACUGCUGAUACUGGCAAUACUAAUGCUAAAGAUGAUAAAGACAACAAUAUUAGAACCAAAACUAAAAGUAAAGUAAAAGAGACGGAAAAGGGCGGCGUAAAGAGGAGUCGAUCACAACGAUCUGUGGUCGACAUUGGUAGAGCUCAAAAUAAAAAAGCAGAAGAAGCUCAACCAAAUAAGAGUCCACCAGGACAACAGUCGUCACCGCCUCUGCAAGAUCUAGACAGCACCAACGUAACAAUUCGUAGAUCCACUCGAGGAGUGCAGUCGGGCUCCAGCCCAGACUCAAACUGUUCUAGCGGUAAAAAUGAAAAAAAGAAUGAAAAGAAAAAAAAUAUAGCAAAGAAAAAGACUCAACCAUCAAAGCGAGCCUCCAACAGUUCAAUGUCCACACGCAACAGCGCAGGAUCCAGAAACUCUAUGCUCGAAGAUUCUGCUGACGAGACGCAACUUCACACAAUAGUUUACGAAAAAGAAUUGGAACAAUCACUACUAAAUGAUUCCAGUGUAUUGGCAGACCGAUCUAAAGGAAAUGUGACCAUACCGGAAACACCUGACGCGAGUGACGAAUCUGAACCUGAAAUUAAAACCAAAGGAAAACGAAAUGGGAAGAAAAAAUAGGUGUUACUUGUAUUAAUUUAAUAACUUAGGUAAUAAAAAUAUUCUCAUAUCUUAAACUGGUUUUUUGUGUACUUAACGAUGCAGAGCCCAUUGAAUUUACAAGCUUACACUUGAUAUUAACAUAAAUGAUAUGUUUUAUUAUAUUAUUCUAAUUACUAGGAAUGUUCACGAUUUACAAUUACUAUUUCACAAUUUGAGCAGAAAUAAUUAUGAGUACUAUGAUUAACAAUUUGUGUUGUGUAACAACAAUUCAACUGAAUCUUAAACGUCAUAUUAAAAUGUUGUUUGUUUUAUAACAAUAAGUUUAUUGAACAACAAAAAGUUCUAAAGAGUUUUUGUUACGACACUAUGGUGCUGGUAUUAAAGAAAAUUAUAACAAAUAUUAUAAAGUUUCUAUGGUCGAUUUUUUAAUCAGUAUGACCCUUUUUGCGAAGGACAAAACAAGCACAAAUAUAUCUGUCCUUAUCGCUUAGUGGUAUGAAAGCUAGACGCAAAUUAUUUAAAAAUAUAAAAAACAUUAUACAU